AUGAGCGGCGGGAGCACGGCCUCGAAACUGCAGCGGUUGCUGGAGGCAGAAGGGGCCGUCAUCCACUCCGCGCUGCAGGUCCGUGCGCUGCCGUCGAUGGGCGGGGGUAUGGGUGUGGUGCUCAAGGAGAAACUUGGAGCGGGUGCCAUAUUGGCUCGCUUUCCCUUUCGAUCCAUGAUCACGGCACGAAAGGCACGGUUUAACUUGGCAAUGGCGGAGGUCGCGCUUGACCAGCUCGAGGGUCAAGUGGCAACGGCUUCUACAAACGAUGGUAGAGAAGGCGAUAACGGGACUGCGGGGCCAUGCGUGGCUACCGACGCUCUGCAUGUCAUCCCGUUCGCCUCGCGUGUCUGGUCCGAGUGCGAGUUUGAGAUGCGAGUGCGCUCGCGACGCCUGCGCGAGUCCAUUGCCGCCAAGGUGGAGGAGCUGGCGGGGGCCCUCGACAGCACCGAGACCAUCGUGUGCUAUGUGUUGCUCAUGGCGGCCCUCUACGGCCGUUUGUCUCAGCACGCGUGCCUCCGGAGGAGUGGCGCAGACGACGGCGCUGCAGAUGAGGAAGCCUCCGCCCCAGUUACGGAGGCGUGUUCGUGUGGGGAUAAGGCGGGGCUGGCACCUACACUGCACUACACGCACGAGAAUGCGUGGAUGCGGACGUGGAUUCACGCACUCCCGGCGCAGUAUGACAACCUACUCGAGCUUUUCCCGGUGCCGGAAGACUUGCCGCCCUGCUUAGUGCAACACGGCACAGAGCCGGAGUGCGUGACGCGUGAGCCGAGUGUGUUGUCUGGGAAUGCAACAACGGCGUCACCGCCACCUCCACUUCUUGGUCGUGUCACUGCGUACGCUAAGCCAUCUGGUUGGCUCCGCUCCUACAUCUCACUGCGUCGCUUUCAAGCGAGUGUGGCGCGUGAGCAGCAGGCUAUUCAGGAGCGGCACGCCAAGUGCUGCGCGUCGCUGCGCUGCUUGCAGCGUCUGCCACGGGGGGUCGAGGUGGCAGGGGAGUUGGAGGGGGAAGGACAUGGCGCAGCGGCGCCUCAAACUGGUGGGGUUGUCAGCUGUCGGUCUUCACCUUCUUUCAGCCAAGAGGACUGUGACCGCCGUGGGCAUGGGGACGCGUGCACACUCGGUCAGUUUCUGUGGGCAUUCAACACGCUGAUGAGUCGCGGCUUUUACUUCCCUGAGGAGACAUGGGCGAUGAUGCCGUUUGUAGACUACUUCAACUACGCCUUGGAGUCGAAUGGGACGAUGUACCCGCAAGAAGAUGACCCCGAAGAUCCAGAGUGCUUCACAAAUCGGUUGCUGGCGAAGAACAGCCGCAACAGGAUCGGCAGCGUUGCGCCGCUCAUGGCUGCGGCCGCACCGCGCAAACAACAGCGGCGCACUGGGCUGCGCACCGCGCGGGUCGGGAAGGCCGCGGUGCCGCUCGCCAACUACCAAACAUACGAGUUUCAGCUCGUUCAGCCGACAUGCCUACCCACCGAGCAGGUGAUGCUGCACUACGGUGCCUACUCGGAUGUGGAGCUGCUCAUGUGGUACGGGUUCACCUUGCGACCCUCGCUGUUGCCUGCGCCACAGUUGGGAGCCGCACCAGAGGGUCGUAAGCAGGGAACCAUUCCGGUAUUGCCUCCGUAUUUGGGCGACGCCGACGGUUCCUUGAUACGUGCUGCGCACGGGCUGCGGCUAGCGCUUUCUCAGUUGGCCUCCGCCACAACACGCGUGGCUUACUACCGGCGGUGUGUCGCACCGUUACAGCGGUGCGACGGCGCUGAGGCGAGCGAUCCGGACGAGGAGGCGGGGUAUAAAACUUGGCUCACCGCGCUUCAUUGUGCCUAUUGCCUGCCACUGUCUCCCAUCGCUAACGCGGAGGGUAAGUACCCAGAGGCCACGCCGGGGGCCACGUGGCUCGACGAGCUACUGAGCGCGUUUGCCCAAACGCCGGCAGUGGCGGGACCAGGCGCGGAUGCAGCGUCUGAGGACGAAGCUGCCUACCGCAUCGAUGCAUGGAUGCGACGCUGGGGCAGCGAGCGGUGGUCCAGGUUCGCAGCGUCGGCGUUUCCGAACAUCACCAAAGGAUGCGCCUUGGGAGUGCUGGGGCUGUCUCCGGUCCUUCGUGCUGCAGUUCACAGCAGCUUCUGGACCCCUACUUCAGAGCGAAUAUCUCUGAGUCCGGAGGAGCGCCUGCUUGUGGUGCGCGGUUUGGCGUGGGCGGAGCUGUACGUGAACAUGACAGCUGCGGUGCACGCAGACGGGUUGACGACAUCCUCCGUCCCCGCAAGCGUCGCCGCUGCUGAGUUUGCCCGUACGAUGUCUGUGGAUCAGUGGACACUGCUGCGCUUUCUCGCAUUGGAGAGCACCGAUGCCGCGCUGGAGGAGUACGUCGAGUACGUCUCGGAGAGCGAGGGGUAG
Messenger RNA from Leishmania mexicana MHOM/GT/2001/U1103, 2406 nucleotides. RefSeq lists its product as hypothetical. Lineage: Eukaryota; Euglenozoa; Kinetoplastea; Trypanosomatida; Trypanosomatidae. Gene Ontology annotation, biological process: peptidyl-lysine monomethylation. Bases 1 to 2406 code for a protein of 801 amino acids. The transcript has a single exon. Gene Ontology annotation, molecular function: protein-lysine N-methyltransferase activity. The record is from RefSeq and is a predicted model, not a curated record.